Sinocyclocheilus anshuiensis is the source of this 471-nucleotide messenger RNA. RefSeq names its product N-glycosylase/DNA lyase-like. The transcript has 2 exons. Bases 1 to 471 code for a protein of 156 amino acids. Gene Ontology annotation, cellular component: nucleus. NCBI's taxonomy places the organism in Eukaryota, Metazoa, Chordata, Actinopteri, Cypriniformes, Cyprinidae. Gene Ontology annotation, biological process: base-excision repair, AP site formation; nucleotide-excision repair. Gene Ontology annotation, molecular function: damaged DNA binding; 8-oxo-7,8-dihydroguanine DNA N-glycosylase activity. The record is from RefSeq and is a predicted model, not a curated record.
AUGUCCCAGCAUGCUCUGCUCUCUGCGGGUUGUAAGGCAUGGCGGUCACUUUCAUGUCCCCGGUCAGAGCUUCGGCUGGAUCUCACUCUGGGAUGUGGACAGACUUUCCGAUGGCGUGAGACUGCAGAUGGUCACUGGAUGGGAGUAAUGCGAGGAAAAGUGUGGACACUAACUCAAACAGAGGAUACGUUAUGGUACUAUGUUUACAGUCAUCAAAUAAAUCCAGGAACAGAAAACAGACAGAAAUGGAAGGCGGAAGAUGAGGAGCAGUUAUUGGGGAAGAUGUCAAGAAGAAAGAUUGACAUGAAGCAGGAAGAGGUGGGAUUGUGCACAGUGAUGUCAGAGCCUGACAACAAAGAGGAGGAACUUCUGAGGGACUAUUUCCAGUUAGGUGUUAAAUUAGGGGAUCUCUACAGCGACUGGAGCACUGUGGAUCCACACUUCAAACAUACAGCAAACAUCCAAAAAUGA